Thyridium curvatum is the source of this 729-nucleotide messenger RNA. RefSeq lists its product as uncharacterized. Gene Ontology annotation, biological process: positive regulation of mitochondrial DNA replication; DNA recombination. Gene Ontology annotation, cellular component: mitochondrial large ribosomal subunit; nucleus. Lineage: Eukaryota; Fungi; Ascomycota; Sordariomycetes; Thyridiales; Thyridiaceae. The coding region runs from base 1 to 729 and encodes 242 amino acids. The transcript has 2 exons. The record is from RefSeq and is a predicted model, not a curated record. Gene Ontology annotation, molecular function: DNA strand exchange activity; structural constituent of ribosome; single-stranded DNA binding.
AUGAAUCCGGUGCCGGCAUUCCCGGUCAGCCGGCUCUCGAUGGGCCUGGCCCGCAUCGCCAUCCGCCCGGCGUCGACAUACCGCGGCCGCUACAAGCAACCGCAACCAGAGAAGACGGGCUUCGAGCCCGGCCACGGCGAGCAAAUAUGGAUAUUCAACCACAUCAUGUCCAACCAGAUCAUCUACUCCCACACGCCCGUGCUAUAUUCUAACCGAGCACUGCGGCAACUGCCCUUCAACGGCAAAAAGACCAAGCACCCCAAGCUGCGCAAGGACUACUGGAAGCCCAUGGCCCUGAUCCAGUUCGCCGAGGGCGCCGGCGUCGUCGGCCAGUCCGUCUUCCAGAAGCUGCGCGAGUUCAGGAGGCUGCACGAGCUCUCCUGGGGCCACCAGGCCGACGACUUCCUGCACAUGGACCGGCAGCGGAGAGGGGAGGCGCUCAACGACCAAAAGGCCAACGCCGUGGCCGACGUCGCCGCCGUGCUCGGCGGCGCCGGCAGGGGCAACAAGAUUGCCGCGGUGGAGGAUGGUCAGGACAGCGCCAAGAACCUGGUCGAGGCGACGGUGUACUGGGCCGAUGCUCGGGACCGCGAGUUCGCGACGGCGUGGUCGAGCAACAUUACGCACGAGCUGGGUAUACCGGAGCUGGUCGCGGUGGAGGAGGAGGUUGACGUCGAAAUACCCGAGGAGGCGGCACAAGGAAAGCCCGUCGAAGCAACGCCGGCCUGA